UGCAAACAUCGACAUGGAGAGUACGCUUGUGCCGAUCCCGGUGCUCUUUGGCCCGACCGAGUAUGCGUCGCCCCGCGUCUCGCCGGAUGGCGCCCACCUCGCGUACUUGGCGCCGAGCAGCAAUGGCAUCAUGAACCUCUUCGUGCGGCCCAGCGCAGGCAGCACCACGGCCGUCCAGCUCACGACCGAGGCGAAGCGCCCGAUUCGGUUCUUUCGUUGGGCGACCAAUGGCACGCAUGUGCUGUACGUCCAGGACGAAGACGGCAACGAACGCUUCCACCUCUUUGCCGUUCACAUUGCGACGGCGACAACGACCAACCUCACGCCGCUUCCCGAUGCCAAAGUGCUCACGACGUUCCCGAUGACGUCAUUUUACAACCACAUCAACCGGCUCACGAGCGAGCGCUUCUCAGACGAUGUCGUUGUCGGCAUCAACGACCGCGACCCAAAGCUCUUUGACGUCUACCGCAUCAGUGUCGUGACAGGCGAGCGAACGCUAUUGGCCGCCAACACGGACCGCGCCGAAGCGUGGAUCGUCGACAGCGACCUUGUCGUGCGUGGCGCCGUGUCGCCCGCGGACGGCGUCGGCGACAAGAAGCUUUGUAUCCGUGACGACGCUGCGAGCCCGUGGCGCGAAGUGGUGCGCUGGGGCUUGAACGACGAUGUGACGCCGCUCCAGCUGAGCGCUGACGGCACCGGCAUCUACGUCUUGACGUCGCUGAACGGCAGCGACAACUGCACGCUCCGACUCGUCCUCCUCUCGACCAUCGAUGGCUCGGAGCUAGCAACGCUGGCGCAUCACCCGAAAGCGGACAUCGGCGACGUCGUCUUUGGCAUUGACGGGUCGCCCGACUACUGUGCGGUCGAGUACCUCUUGCCGGAAAAGAUCAUUCUCAACGAACACGUGCGCGACGACAUUACGCGCCUCGAGGCCCUCGUCCACAGUCCGAUGGAGCUCGUGAGUCGCACUGUUGAUGACAACGCGUGGACGAUCUGCGUCGCCCCGGACACGAGCUCCAAGCGCUACUACCAUUACGUCCGGGCGACGUCGACGCUGACGCUUCUGGGGCUCGAGCAGCCGUCGCUCGAGGCGUACACGUUUGCGCCCAUGAAGGCGAUCGAGAUUCCUUGCAUUGAUGGCGAGACGCAGGUCGGGUACUUGACGCUGCCGGUCGGACUGCCGCCGACGCAGCUGCCGCUCGUUGUGUUUGUCCACGGUGGUCCGUGGGUGCGUGACCACUGGGGCUUCAAUCCAACCCACCAAUGGCUCGCAAACCGCGGGUAUGCAGUGCUUUCCGUCAACUACCGCGCAUCGACAGGCUAUGGCCUUCGCUGGCUCCAUCUCGGCAACAAGCAGUGGGGCCAUGCGAUGCAGCAAGACAUCACGGACGCCGCCCACUGGGCCAUUGACCAGGGCUACGCCGAUGCGUCGCGCGUCGGCAUCUACGGUAAGAGCUACGGCGGCUACGCGACUUUGGCGGGCCUCGCGUUCACGCCCGAGCUGUACGCGUGCGGUGUCGACGUCGUCGGCCCCUCGAACGUUAAAUCGCUCUUGGCCGCGACUCCACCGGACUGGGACGCGCUCAAGGCCAUGUUUGCCCUUCGCAUUGGGCCUGUCGAGUCAGACGACGCGUGGAACACUGCGAUCUCGCCUGUCUUCCACGUCGAGAAGAUCUGCAAGCCGCUGCUGAUUGGCCAGGGCGCCAACGACCCGCGUGUGCCGCAAGCCGAGUCGGACCAGAUCGCCAAGGCGCUCCAUAACGCCGGGCGACGCGUGCAGUACGUCAUUUACACGGACGAAGGUCAUGGUUUCCACCGCCCGCCCAACGCGAUCGACUUUGUCUUGCGCACCGAAGCGUUCCUGGCCUCGGUGCUCGGCGGCCGCGUGAGCGCGCUCGAGGGCUCGUUCACGGCCGGCAACACGGCUGUCGAAGUGGACCUGGCGUCGCUGUAAGGACAUUGUGUUGUCGUUCGUGUAGUCUGUGGCAUACACAUGAUGUGCAUAAGUCUUGCCUUGGGUUGGUAUCGCU
Molecule: messenger RNA, 2030 nt
Organism: Saprolegnia diclina VS20
Lineage: Eukaryota; Oomycota; Saprolegniomycetes; Saprolegniales; Saprolegniaceae
Exons: 2
Coding region: 14-1954 (646 amino acids)
Biological process (GO): proteolysis
Molecular function (GO): serine-type endopeptidase activity
Source: RefSeq, a predicted model, not a curated record